Molecule: messenger RNA, 411 nt
Organism: Colletotrichum spaethianum
Lineage: Eukaryota; Fungi; Ascomycota; Sordariomycetes; Glomerellales; Glomerellaceae
Product: 60S ribosomal protein L26-1
Exons: 3
Coding region: 1-411 (136 amino acids)
Biological process (GO): cytoplasmic translation; ribosomal large subunit biogenesis
Cellular component (GO): ribosome; cytosolic large ribosomal subunit
Molecular function (GO): RNA binding; structural constituent of ribosome
Source: RefSeq, a predicted model, not a curated record
AUGACCAAGGUUAACAAGAUGGUCGCGUCCUCGCGCCGCAAGUCCCGCGCUGCCCACUUCGGUGCCCCCUCCAGCACUCGUCGUGUCAUCAUGAGCGCGCCCCUCUCCAAGGAGCUCCGCGAGAAGUACAACGUCCGCUCCAUCCCUGUCCGCAAGGACGACGAGGUCACCAUCGUCCGUGGCGCCAACAAGGGCCGCGAGGGCAAGGUCACCUCCGUCUACCGCCUCAAGUACGUCAUCCACGUCGAGCGCGUCACCCGCGAGAAGACCAACGGCCAGUCCGUUCCUCUGGGCAUCCACCCCUCCAACGUCGUCAUCACCAAGCUCAAGAUCGACAAGGACCGCGAGUCCAUCCUUGAGCGCAUCAAGGUCGGCCGUGAGCUCCGCGUCAAGAGCAAGGCCACCGCCUAA